AUGGAGCGUAAAUGCUCUAGAUGCCACCAGUUGAAGCCGGUGGAUGAGUUCCAUAGGCGCGACAGGCCUACUGCAUCUGUUUUCCUAAUGUGCGUGACGUGCAGAGAUAUCAACAACAGGCCUCGGAAACGCAAACGUGACUCUACCGAUGCUUUGCUCACUCCUGAAAAGCCACGAGAGUCUCCCGCUAAGGGUGUCUCGCAGCCCCAGCCAUCUACUUCUUCAGUCAGAUCUGCAUCUCAAGGCGCAAUAACCUCUCAGGCCUCGCUCACACACCAAGAGCCGGCUUUCACGUCCCUUCAGCCCCAAGAUGUCACUCUAUCAGCUCCCGCUCAGGUGAUCGUAUCCCCUCCCGAUUCGGCUCAGUCUACAAACCGACGGUGUUGGGUUUGUCACCGACGACUAUCGCUCGAGCAUUUCCGCUAUCGCCUCAAUCCUUCUCGGCUCUCCUACAAAUGUCAAGACUGUCGAGAACACACGUCGCAUUUGGCACGCGCGCGGGUCCAGAGGAAAAAAGCCGAAGAGAAGCAACAGGAGAGCCUCUAG
This is a messenger RNA of Penicillium vulpinum, 546 nucleotides long. RefSeq lists its product as uncharacterized. The coding region runs from base 1 to 546 and encodes 181 amino acids. The record is from RefSeq and is a predicted model, not a curated record. The transcript has 2 exons. Lineage: Eukaryota; Fungi; Ascomycota; Eurotiomycetes; Eurotiales; Aspergillaceae.